This is a messenger RNA of Erinaceus europaeus (western European hedgehog), 4547 nucleotides long. RefSeq names its product latent-transforming growth factor beta-binding protein 2-like. Gene Ontology annotation, molecular function: calcium ion binding. The record is from RefSeq and is a predicted model, not a curated record. The transcript is spliced from 13 exons. NCBI's taxonomy places the organism in Eukaryota, Metazoa, Chordata, Mammalia, Eulipotyphla, Erinaceidae. The coding region runs from base 134 to 1996 and encodes 620 amino acids.
UGUGGAUGAGUGUGCCCUCCAGAGCAGCUGUCUGGGGGGCGAGUGCAGGAACACCGCAGGCUCCUACCAGUGCCUCUGCCCCACGGGCUUCCGGCUGGCCAAUGGCACCACGUGCGAGGAUGUGGAUGAGUGUAUGGGAGAGGAGCAUUGUGCACCGCGAGGCGAGUGCCUCAACACCCAUGGGUCCUUCUUCUGCCUCUGUGCACCCGGCUUCACUAGCACAGAGCAGGGCGCCGACUGCCAGGACGUGGACGAGUGUGCAGACACUGACCGGUGUCUGGGAGGACGCUGUGUCAACUCCGACGGCUCCUUCAGCUGUCUGUGCAACACUGGUUUCCAGCUGUCCCCAGAGAGUGGGGAGUGUGUGGACAUCGAUGAGUGUGAGAGCUAUGGAGACUCUUUGUGUGACAUGUGGAGGUGUGAGAACAGCCCCGGGUCCUACCGCUGUGUCCGGGGCUGCCAGCCUGGCUUCCACAUGGCCCCGACCGGAGACUGCAUUGAUGUGAACGAGUGUGAGCUCAUGCUGGCCGUGUGCGGGGCGGCGCUGUGUGAGAACGUGGAGGGUUCCUUCCUGUGCCUCUGCCCCAGUGACUCGGAGGAGUAUGACACCCAGGAGGGCCGCUGCCGGCCACGUGCAGCUGGGGGCCAGAGCAGUCCUAAGACCCCGCCAGGAGCCCACCACCCAGGAUCCAUCCGCAUGGAGUGCUAUGCUGAAGGGAGAGGCCUGCCACCCUGCUCCACCCUAUUGGGUCAAAACACCACACGGGCUGAGUGCUGCUGCACCCAGGGGUCCAGCUGGGGGGAUGCCUGUGACCCCUGCCCAGCUGAAGACACCGCCGAGUUCAGUGAGCUCUGCCCCAGUGGGAAAGGCUACAUUCCUGUGGAAGGAGCCUGGGAGUUUGGACAGACAACAUACGGAGAUGCGGAUGAGUGUGUGAUGUUUAGGUCUGGCCUCUGCUCAAACGGCCGGUGUCUCAACACAGCUCCUGGCUACAUGUGUCUGUGCAGUGCUGGCUACCGCUAUGACACCUCCCGCAGGCAGUGUGAGGAUCAGGACGAGUGUGAGGAUGUGUCCUGUGAGGAUGGCGAGUGUGUCAACACAGAAGGCUCUUUUCACUGUUUCUGCAGCCCCCCGCUCACCCUGGACCUCAGCGGGCAGCGCUGCGUGAACAGCACCAGCAGUGCAGGGGACCUGCCCGACCACGAUAUCCACAUGGACGUCUGCUGGAGGACGGUCACCCAGGACGUGUGCAGCCAGGCCCUGCACGGGCGCCAGACCACCUACACAGAGUGCUGCUGCCAGGGUGGUGGGGCCUGGGGCCAGCAGUGUGCUCUGUGCCCCCCCAGGAGUUCCGAGGUCUAUGCUCAGCUGUGCAACGUGGCCCGGAUUGAAGCUGAGAGAGAGGCUGGAGUCCACUUCCGGCCUGGUUAUGAGUAUGGCCCUGGGCCAGAGGACCUGCACUACAGCCUCUAUGGCCCAGACGGGGCCCCCUUCUACAAUUACCUGGGGGCUGAGGACACUGGCCCUGAGCCUCCCUCCCCCCACUCAGCCGGCCACACCGGGGACCCCACCCCCGUCCUCCAGCCUCCUCUGCCACCCUCAGGGCUUCAGCCUCCCUACAUGGCCAGGCGCCCAGAGCCCCAGGCUGGCUUUGAAGGACUCCAAGCAGAGGAGUGUGGUGUCCUGAACGGCUGUGAGAAUGGCCGCUGUUUGCGCGUGCAGGAGGGCUACACCUGCGAUUGCUUUGAUGGCUUCCAGCUGGACGCGGCCCACAUGGCCUGUGUGGAUGUGAAUGAGUGUGAUGACCUGAGUGGACCUGCCGCUCUCUGUGCUCAUGGUCGCUGUGAGAACACCGAGGGCUCCUUCCGAUGCCUCUGUGGCCCGGGUUAUGUGGCCGCAGCAGGCCCCCCACACUGCAUCCCCAAAGAACAACAGAGGGGGCCCGUUAUGGAGAGCUACCUGGAAAGGGAACCAGGCCAUAGGCGGGGGCCUUAAGGCAGCUUUCCCGGCUGUGAAGACCGUGUGAAGACAUUAGCAGGACACCCUGCAGCCCAGCUCACAGCCAGCCCUGCCCGCGUCUCCUCUCUCAGCUUAGGCUCUGUUUGCCUGCAGUUCCUUUAAGUCACUGUGCAUGUGUUUGGCAUAAGCACCACCAAAUGCUUUACUACUUCAGCCAGAAGGCACAGGGCCCUGUCUCCCAUCUGUCCUGGCCCUGGCAUGGAGCAACAAUGAAAGGAUGACCUUGAAUCACCCCUUCAAGCCCUGCAGAUGUGCAGUAUCUCCUGGCUUCAUGUUGCACACAGCCUUCCAAGUGUGGCCUGUUGGUUUCACAGUGGAUCAGAGGUGGCUUCUGCCCUAGGAGGGUCCUUCAAGAAAUCCACAGAGCCAAAAGCGGUGGAACUGAUCAUUGCCCCUCAGUCAAUCUGUCCUGUGUCAUGAGUUUGACACAGCUCCAUCCUGUACCCAGUUCUUUAGUCCUGGGAUGAGACAGAAUGUCGAUUUCUGUUUGAGAACACGCCUGCCACCAGCCUGCUGAGUGUGAGAGACACAGAUUCUGAGAAAGCAGGGAAAUGAAAAGUAGGAGGAGCUGAUGAAAGGAAACCAUGCAAACCUAAAGAAAACAGUGGCUCUGGGUAAAGAAAUAUUCAACAUCCGUCACAGCACGGGCUGCCACAAGACAGAGUGCCCGUCUCUGAAGACCUAGUAGUUUAUCUGAGAGCCAUGACACAGCUCAGCUCUUGUUUGUGAUGUUGCUGAGGAUUGAACCUGGGGUGUCAGGACGUAGGAACACAGGUCUUUUGCAGAACCAUUAUGCUGUCACUCCAGCUCUAUUGUUUCUUACAGGAAGCACACCUCUCCCUGGCCCUCCUUUUGUGGAGACCAGUGUGAUGAGCUGAAAAGUCAAAAGGGAACUAAGUGCAGCCCUGCUUACAGGACACCAGACCUCCACUGCUGCUUCUCCUCUCCUCUCCCCUCAGAAACCUUCUUUCCUUCACAGUGUCUCGCUGCAGGCCCACUGAGCUGACAAAUUCUGCCUUUGCUAGCUGGGACUUUAGAACCACAAUGGAAUAAGGAAAUGUGGCUCUGUUUUUUUUUUUUUUUUUUUGCUUCCUACUAAGUCAGAUUUCUUUACCACGUCCCCAGUUCUGCCUAUGAUUGGCUAGUGGGAAACAGCCUUUUAACCUUCGGACACAAGGAAAGUCCUGACUUUGCAUUUCCAUGCAAAAGAUCCAGGCCUUCCUCCCAUGGCUGGGGAGACAGAGACACAGGCUAUUUCACUGAUUUAAUCUGUCCUGCCCUGCCUGCUACUCUGUCACCUGUCACCUAACUUAUGACUGGUAACAAGAUGUCAGCACUCUGCUGAGGGCUGUGGUGCAUUUUUCAUUUUGUCAUCCAGAGAUACUUGUUCCUGUAUUUCUUCCCAAUUUGUGGAAGAGACAAUUAAAACACAUGGAGUGUAAAUAAUAAUUUUUUUCUCUGGGUCAUUAUGAUAGCUGAGAUGUUUAAGGGAGACCAAAGUAUGCUUCUUAAACCAUAAGAAAACCCUGAUCUUCACUCAAUACAAAUGAGAUUAAGGAGGGAUGAAGAUUGCGCAGCAGAUGUAAUUUACGCUGCUGUUUUGUCUAACGAACGGGUGAGUGGGGUGGGUAUCUUCUGAUUUUGUCCUUACUACAUUACCUUAGACUCAUAUUUCAGAGAAUUUCUUUCUCUUUUCUUUUCUUUCUUUCUUUUUUUUUUUUUUUUUUUUUGCCUCCAGGGACUUGGCGCCUGUACUAUGAAUCCACUGCUCCUGGAGGCUAUUUUUUUCCAUUUUGUUGCCUUGUUGUUUAUUGUUGUUAUUAUUGUUGUUGUUGGCUAGAACAGAGAGAAGUGCAGAGAGGGGGAGAGAAAGACACCUGCAGACCUGCUUCACCGCCUUUGAGGCAACCCUCCCGCUAUAGGUGGUGAGCCGGGGACUCGAACCAGGAUCCUUGUGCGGGUCCUUGUGCUUUGCAUCAUGUGCGCUUAACCCAAUGCGCCUGGGCCCCCUUUCAGAGAAUUUUCUCGUCACCCCCCAUCAUUUCCUUGGCACUUCACCUUCUCCAGUGCCAUUUCCAUCAUGCCUCCUCCCAACUGUUGCAUUGCUGGGAUGUUUCAUGCAGAGGCUGACAUUUCUUGUAUCACAGUACAUAUGGCCCAGUGUGCUUUCUGUUCUGAGCUUUGCUUUUUCACUUGCUACUUGCACAGAGAACUUUCUCAAUCUAUUUUAUACUCUUUCAUUUGAAUGAAUAUUUAUUUAGUCAGUUCCCCAUUCAGGGAAAUGUCUACUGCUUCCCAACAUUUUGCUUUGAUAAAUAAUAUUGUGAUGGAUUUUCUUGUGCGUGUUAUUUUAUUCUAUGGACUUACACCUAUGGGAUAAAUCAUUAGAAACGGUGACUUGUGGAGAGGGUGGCAGGGUGGAUGCGUACAUAAUUAAGACACUUUUCACUGCAUCCUUUUUGUGUCUCUUGGAAUUUUGUAUUAUAUAUACCUAGUCAACAAUAAAUACUGUCAUCUGCUAAAGUGC